Ostrea edulis (European flat oyster) is the source of this 1041-nucleotide messenger RNA. RefSeq lists its product as uncharacterized. NCBI's taxonomy places the organism in Eukaryota, Metazoa, Mollusca, Bivalvia, Ostreida, Ostreidae. Bases 1 to 1041 code for a protein of 346 amino acids. The transcript has a single exon. The record is from RefSeq and is a predicted model, not a curated record.
AUGUCAAUUGAUUUUAAUCGGGAAUCACAAAAUUCCAUCGAACCCGACACUUCAUAUAUAUGUGAAAAUGGAACCUGUCCACGUCCCUGCGGAAGUUCUUGUUCGUACGACGUGAAUAAAGUAUACAGAGUAACGUCAAACAAAGAUGUGUAUGUGACCCUGGGAAAUACCACUGUCAUGGAGAUGUUCCAUGCUCUGAACGACGAUCAUUUGGGAACAGAGUAUGUUGCGUCCGUGUAUAUUGACGUCACAGGUCAAAGUUUUCUGGGAGUGGGUAACCCGUCUGACUCUGUCGUCACGGUGGAUAUUACGUUACCGGAAGUUAACAAUUACUCUCUGACAGAAUGUAACAAUAAAACCAUAACAUUUAGUCUUCAAAGUCUCGAAGCAAAGACAUUGGAUUUUCUGUGUGAUGUUACCGGGGCAUACAUUAAUUCCACAGGUAACAUCAUAGCUUACGUGGCAAGCUUCUCCUUGAUGGGACCAAGUAUGGGUUCUGAUCUUCAAUUCAUGGUGGAACAGCUAAUUCCAAUCAACCAUCUUGGGAAUUUCUAUAUCGUGGUGCCUUAUGGGGAAAAUUCAUAUGGUGAUGUUAUUUCUCUAGUUACCACACAAGAUGAUACAUUUGUUCAUAUCUCUGGAUACGAUUACGCUACAUUACCGAAUCGUUUUGACAACAUUCGAAGAAGAUUAGAAGGAAAGAAACCGGUUACCGUCAGAUCAUCUAAACCCGUUUCUGUAACACAAUUUGCAGUGGAUGCUGCCAACAAAAGCGCUAUGGUUAUCAAUGUUCCAGCGACUUUUAACACUGACGUCGUUUCCCUCAUGAUCGAACCGGGCGUCUUUUACAGCUUUAUGAAUAACACAAAAACGGCAUCAGAGGACGACAACGCCCCUCUUACAUAUUUCUACGCUAACAGAGCAAGGGACAAACCGAAUACAAAUGCAUUUGCCUGUACCAUAUACGAUGUCAGCGGAUACGAUUUCGGUGGUUCAUUCUGUGGAUUUUUACCAAGUGAACACAUUGUAAGUAUCUUUUAG